Molecule: messenger RNA, 1198 nt
Organism: Chaetura pelagica (chimney swift)
Lineage: Eukaryota; Metazoa; Chordata; Aves; Apodiformes; Apodidae
Gene: SSTR4
Product: somatostatin receptor 4
Exons: 1
Coding region: 1-1197 (398 amino acids)
Biological process (GO): cellular response to glucocorticoid stimulus; neuropeptide signaling pathway
Cellular component (GO): membrane; neuron projection
Molecular function (GO): somatostatin receptor activity; neuropeptide binding
Source: RefSeq, a predicted model, not a curated record
AUGAGAGCCGCAGCGGAACCUGGCGCGGCUGCGUCUGAGGUGCCCCCCAAGAGCGGCGCGGCAUCGGGGGAGGCCGGCCGGCAGCAGGGGCAGGCGGAGUGGGGCAGCAAGGCGGGCGAGGUGGCAGGCAUGGUGGUCAUCCAGUGCAUCUACGCCCUGGUGUGCCUGCUGGGCCUGCUGGGCAACUCCCUGGUCAUCUUUGUCAUCCUGCGCUACGCCAAGAUGAAGACAGCCACCAACAUCUACCUGCUCAACCUGGCCAUCGCCGACGAACUCUUCAUGCUCAGCAUUCCCUUUGUGGCCACCUCGGCUGCCCUGCACCACUGGCCCUUUGGCCGGGCCCUGUGUCGCACCGUGCUGGGCGUCGACGGCCUCAACAUGUUCACCAGUGUCUUCUGCUUGACUGUCCUCAGCCUGGACCGCUACAUCGCCGUGGUGCACCCGCUGCGGGCAGCCACCUACCGCCGCCCUCGGGUGGCCAAGAUGGUCAACGGGGGGGUGUGGCUCCUCUCCUUGCUGGUGGCUUCACCCAUCCCCAUCUUCGCCGGUACAGCGACCACCCACGAUGGCCAGGCAGUAGCCUGCAACCUCCUGUGGCCCAGCCCGGCCUGGUCGGCAGCUUUUGUGGUCUACACCACGUUGUUGGGUUUCCUGCUGCCGGUGCUGGCCAUGGGGCUGUGCUACCUGCUGAUCGUGGGCAAGAUGCGGGCAGUGGCGCAGCGGGUGGGCUGGCAGCAGCGCCGGCGCUCCGAGGGCAAGCUGACGCGCCUGGUGCUGAUGGUGGUGGCCAUGUUCGUCAUCUGCUGGCUACCUUUCUAUGUGGUGCAGGUGGUCAACCUCCUGCUGCCUGGCCGCUUGGAUGCCACCAUCAACAACGCUUCCCUCAUCCUCAGCUACUCCAACAGCUGUGCCAACCCCAUCCUCUACGGCUUCCUCUCAGAAAAUUUCAGGCACUCCUUCCACGGCGUGCUGCGCCGCUGCCUCGACGCCAGCCUCUGCUGCUGCCACACCAAGGAGGGUACUGCUGAGGAGGAGGAGGAGGAGGAGGAAGAACCCCUUGAUUACUGCACCCCUCCCCGGGGGGACGACAAGGGCAAGGGCUGCAUCUGCCCACCCCUCUCCUGCCAGCAGGAGCCCGUGCACCCCCAGCCCUGCUGCAAGCCUGGACCCCUCCUGGCAAGGACCACCGCUUUCUAGG